Molecule: messenger RNA, 6837 nt
Organism: Mustela lutreola (European mink)
Lineage: Eukaryota; Metazoa; Chordata; Mammalia; Carnivora; Mustelidae
Gene: NFRKB
Product: nuclear factor related to kappaB binding protein
Exons: 26
Coding region: 2488-6423 (1311 amino acids)
Cellular component (GO): Ino80 complex
Molecular function (GO): protease binding
Source: RefSeq, a predicted model, not a curated record
GGUACCCGGCCUUGGGCAGGGCCGGGUUGGCUGGGGAGGGGUUUAGUUGCAGGGGCGGCGGAUUUGGAGCCGGCGUUUGCUCCGGAAGCAGCCCAGGGUUUAGCUUUUUGCGUUGGGGAGGGUCCAAGAGCCAAGGCUAGCCCAGGUGCAGAGGAAGGGCCAUCGGGAGACACCGUCCCGGUCCGGUACAGAGGUUCAGGACGCCGCAAGACUCAGAAAUCCUUGGCUUCCGGGGUUUCAAUCCUCUGGCAGCUCCCUGUUUUUUGUGUUUUGAGAUCCUAUUCAGAAUAGUAGCAGGGCAAAGGUUGCCACUCAAAUAGAUUAAAUUUAGCUACACAUCCAUCAUAGUUGAAGAAACUUGUGAACAAGUUGUGAAACAGGGGUGAUCCUCCUAAGAGUCAGAACACUGGCUUUGCAGUUACUGUCCUGUUCUAUGUCAGUUCUGUGAAGAGUGUCUUGCUCUAAGCAUCAGGUUGCUUCUGCCAAUUUUUCUAUUUUAAAGUUUUGUUAAACUCAUGCGCCAUGUGCUUUCUCACCUGCUUCAGUUACUUAGGCACCAGCAACGUUCAGGAUGUUGACAUUCCCCAUGUACUGAAAGGUGAUGGAGCACAAUUGUUUGGAGACCAUCUGGUUUGUCCAACACUAAUCUUCCUGCAGUAUCUCUACAUACAUCUGAAAUCUCUCAAAGAUAACCUGAGAUAAUUUGUGGGAAGAUGCUUAUUUUACUAGUGGUAUUACAGCUCUGCUUUUUAUCAUUUAAGAGUUUUGGGAUCAGAAGUCAUUACAUUACUGUUUCUGUGACUGCAUUAAGUCAUAUAAACUGUCAUCCAUCUGGAGAUUAUUUAUUGUAGGAUUCCAAGAUUGGAAAUAACUGUACAGAGGACCUGGUACAACUCCCCUUUGUCUUACAGAUAAGGAAAUUGACACCUGGCAAGUCCAUUUGGUAGGAAUAGGAGAUGGAAUUGAUUUAGCAAUCUCAUGUGGAUUCCCCACUGAGCAUGGAGCCUGAUACAGAGCUCGAUCUCACGACCCUGAGAUUACAGCCUGAGCAAAACCAAGAAGAGUUGGACCCUUAAUCGACUGUGCCCCCCAGACAACCCUCUGAAGAUGUGUUGAUUUAUACAUUUAUAAAGAAGACCAGCAGUGUUCAUUUAUUAUAAGAAGGAAAAAAAUAGCAUUAUAUUUACAUGGUUACAAAUACCAAAUGGACCCUUAGUUGGCAGAUUAGCUACUAAGUUUACUGGUGUGGUCAAAUGCUUGGAGACUCCAAGUUGUUUUGUUUUUGUUUUUAAAGAUUUUAUUUAUUUGUCUCUGAGACAGAGAGUGAGUGAGGGAGAGCACAAGCAGUGAGGGCAGGCAGAGGGAGAAGCAGGCUCCCUUCUGAGCAAGGAGCCUGCUGUGGGACUCAUCCCAGGAGCCUGGGAUCAUGACCUGAGCUAAAGGCAGACGCUUAGACAGCCACCCAGGCGUCCCAAGACCCCAGAGCUUAUGUGGAUUGAAGUCAUAUUAACAUGUUCCCCUUUCAAAAUUGCAAUUGACAGUUUAUGUAGGAGGUGUAGUGUUAAGAAUGUGUGACAGACCUGAGUUUCAUUCAUUCAUAACUGUUGAGAUUGGGCAAGUUAUUUAUCUACUUUGAUCCUCAGUUUUAGUAUCUGUAGAAUAGAUCUGAUGACCUUGUGUUGCACAGUUGUAGGAAUUAAAUGAGAUUCAUGAAAGGCCAGGCACUUAAUAGGCCCUCAUUAAAUAAUUUAUUGUCAGUGUCUGAGCUUUACUAGUCUAUAUGGUUGAUUUUUUUCUUCAUGAAGGCAUAACAAAGAGUUACUAAAAAAAACAAAGCAAUAAUUGUUAAAGAAAUUAUUUUUUAAUAUUAUUUUUUAAUUAUUAUCUUUUAAAGAUUUUAUCUAUUUAUUUGAGAGAGGGAGAGAGAAAGGGAGCAUGAGCAGGGGGAGGGACAGAGGGAGAGGGAGAAGUGAGCAGAGAGCCUGUUGCAGGGCUAGAUCUCAGGACCCGGGGAUCAUGCCCUGAGCCGAAGGAAGAUGCGUAACCAACCGAGCCACCCAGGCACUCCAAGAAAUUAUCUUAUGGUAGAGAGAUUAUUGGCCUGAGAAGUUUUAAGUUAUGAACUCUGAUCUGUUUAUCAGUUAUCUGUUUAAUCUCUAAGUCUCACUUUGCUCAAGUGUAAAAUGAAGGUAUAAGAAAUUCUGCAGAUUUGGGAGUUACUUUAGAAGCAUUCUGAGCAGCAGGAGACCUGCUAGAAAAGGUUUGAAGAUUGAGAUGAGAAUGCAGUGGUAGAAGAGAGAAGAGGUGUGUAGCUGUAGUUAAGGUAAGAGGAUAAAAUAUUAAAAACUGGACUUGAGUUUGACUAUUUUCUGGGCCAGAAUAUUUUUUGAAGGAGUGUUAGUAUCACCCAGACCCCUGGGAUUCUUACCUUUCUAUCUGGAGGUAUGACUUCAUAUAUUUGUCUAGAUUUUCUUUGGAACAUAAACAAUGGACUCCUUGGACCAUAUGCUGACGGAUCCCUUGGAACUGGGUCCAUGUGGAGAUGGCCAUGGCACUCGUAUUAUGGAAGACUGCCUCCUGGGGGGCACCAGGGUUAGUCUGCCCGAGGACCUUCUGGAGGACCCUGAGAUAUUCUUUGAUGUAGUCAGCCUCUCAACAUGGCAAGAAGUAUUGAGUGACUCUCAACGUGAACACCUCCAGCAGUUUCUGCCUCGCUUUCCUGAAGACAGUUUUGAGCAGCAAAAUCAGCUCAUCCUAGCCCUAUUCAGUGGGGAGAACUUCCGCUUUGGGAACCCUCUGCACAUUGCCCAGAAGCUUUUCCGAGAUGGACACUUCAACCCGGAGGUGGUCAAGUACCGGCAGCUGUGCUUCAAGUCCCAGUACAAGCGCUACCUGACAUGUCAGCAGCAGUACUUCCACAGGCUGCUCAAGCAGAUCCUGGCCUCCCGGAGCGACCUACUGGAGAUGGCCCGACGGAGUGGCCCAGCCCUUCCCUUCCGCCAGAAGCGCCCUUCACCGUCCCGGACCCCUGAGGAGCGGGAGUGGCGGACCCAGCAGCGUUACUUGAAGGUCUUGAGGGAAGUGAAGGAGGAGUGUGGUGACACAGACCUGUCAUCUGAUGAAGAGGCCACGUUGGAUUUACAAGAAAAAUUUUCUUUUGAAGAUCUCAGCUCAUGGCUUCCGAGCUCUCCAGCGCGUUCUCCUAGCCCUGCGGUGCCCCUGAGGGUGGUGCCCACGCUUUCAACCACGGAUAUGAGAACUGCAGAUAAAAUAGAACUGGGGGACAGUGACCUGAAGAUAAUGUUAAAGAAGCACCAUGAGAAGCGGAAACAUCAACCAGAUCAUCCGGACCUUUUGACAGGGGACCUCACACUCAAUGACAUCAUGACUCGAGUAAAUGCUGGCAGAAAGGGCUCUCUAGCAGCCCUAUAUGACUUGGCUGUCCUUAAAAAAAAGGUUAAGGAAAAAGAGGAGAAGAAGAAGAAGAAAAUAAAACUGAUCAAAUCAGAGGCAGAGGAUUUGGCUGAACCCUUAAGCAGUGCUGAUGGGAUCCCACCUCUCUCCCAGGCCCCUUCUCCACUGGCUAUACCUGCCAUUAAGGAGGAGCCUCUUGAAGAUCUCAAACCUUGCCUUGGAAUCAAUGAAAUAUCUUCCAGUUUCUUCUCUCUUCUAUUAGAGAUCUUGCUGCUAGAGGGGCAAGCUAGCCUUCCCAUGCUGGAGGAACGGGUUUUGGAUUGGCAGUCCUCUCCAGCCAGCUCCCUCAAUAGCUGGUUCUCUGCGGCCCCCAACUGGGCAGAGUUGGUGUUACCAGCUCUGCAGUAUCUUGCUGGGGAAAGUCGGGCCGUACCUUCCAGUUUCUCUCCGUUUGUUGAAUUCAAAGAGAAAACGCAGCAGUGGAAAUUGCUGGGCCAGGCCCAAGAUAAUGAAAAGGAAUUAGCUGCACUCUUCCAGCUAUGGCUGGAAACCAAAGACCAGGCUUUCUGUAAGCAAGAGAAUGAAGACAGCUCAGAUGCCACAACACCUGUUCCUCGGGUAAGAACUGACUAUGUGGUGCGGCCCAGCACGGGGGAAGAGAAACGAGUUUUUCAGGAGCAGGAGCGCUACAGAUACAGCCAACCUCAUAAGGCAUUCACCUUCCGCAUGCAUGGCUUCGAGUCUGUAGUGGGGCCUGUGAAGGGUGUUUUUGACAAGGAGACCUCACUCAACAAGGCUCGGGAGCACUCCCUGCUACGCUCUGACCGGCCUGCCUAUGUCACCAUCCUAUCUCUUGUUCGAGAUGCUGCGGCCCGGCUGCCUAAUGGGGAAGGUACCCGGGCAGAGAUCUGUGAGCUGCUCAAGGACUCCCAGUUUCUCGCCCCAGAUGUCACCAGCACCCAGGUGAACACAGUGGUGAGUGGAGCGCUGGAUCGGCUGCAUUAUGAGAAAGACCCGUGUGUGAAAUAUGACAUCGGGCGAAAGCUGUGGAUCUACCUGCAUCGAGACCGGAGUGAGGAGGAGUUCGAGCGGAUUCACCAAGCACAAGCUGCUGCAGCUAAAGCGCGGAAAGCCCUUCAGCAAAAACCCAAGCCCCCGUCCAAGGUGAAAUCUGGUAGCAAGGAGAGUUCACUGAAGGUCCUCAGCAGUGGUCCCUCCGAGCAGAGCCAGAUGAGCCUCAGUGACUCUAGCAUGCCACCCACCCCGGUCACACCUGUGACCCCCACCACUCCAGCUCUGCCUGCCACUCCAAUCUCCCCUCCACCUGUGUCAUCGGUGAACAAAAGUGGCCCUACUACUGUCUCAGAACCAGCCAAAUCUAGCUCAGGUGUUCUUCUGGUUUCUUCACCGACAAUGCCACAGCUAGGAACAAUGCUUUCCCCGGCUGCCAGCCAGACUCCACCAAGUUCUCAGGCCCCUGCCCGUGUUGUGAGCCACUCUGGCCCGGCUGGACUGCCCCAGGUACGGGUGGUGGCCCAGCCGGGCCUUCCCACUGUGCCUCAGCAGUCCACAGGGCAGACACAGACGCUGCCCCAGAUGCCGGCCGGACCACAGAUUCGUGCUCCAGCCAGCGCUCCACAGACCAAAGUCGUGCCCCAGACAGUUAUGGCUACUGUUCCAGUCAAAGCCCAGACUGCGGCAGCCACUGUGCAGCGUCCUGGCCCCGGGCAGACGGGGCUCACGAUGACCAGUCUCCCUGCCACAGCCAACCCCGCGAGCAAGCCAGCCACGAGUUCUCCCGGCAGCUCCGCUCCAAGUGCUUCCACGGCUGCUGUCAUUCAGAAUGUCACAGGACAGAACAUCAUCAAGCAGGUGGCCAUCACUGGGCAGCUUGGUGUGAAGCCCCAGACGGGCAACAGCAUUCCACUCACAGCCACUAACUUCCAUAUCCAGGGUAAGGAUGUCUUGCGUCUGCCGCCCUCUUCCAUCACCACAGAUGCCAAAGGCCAGACGGUUCUGCGAAUCACUCCGGACAUGAUGGCCACAUUGGCCAAGUCCCAGGUCACAACAGUCAAAUUGACCCAGGACCUCUUUGGGACAGGAAGCGGCACUGCAGGCAAAGGCAUUUCUGCUACCUUACACGUCACUUCCAAUCCGGUCCAUGCCACAGAGAGCCCUGCCAAGGCCAGUUCAGCUAGUGCCCCUGCGUCCACUCCGACAGGUACCACCGUGGUUAAAGUGACUCCUGACCUCAAGCCAACAGAAGCCUCAAGUUCAGCUUUCCGCUUGAUGCCAGCACUUGGUGUGAGUGUGGCAGACCAGAAGGCGAAAAACACGGUGGCUUCUUCAGAAGCAAAACCAGCUGCCACGAUCCGCAUCGUGCAGGGCCUGGGAGUGAUGCCCCCCAAAGCAGGCCAGACCAUCACAGUUGCGACCCAUGCCAAGCAAGGGUCCUCAGUGGCCAGUGGGUCUGGAACUGUCCAUACUUCAGCGGUGUCCUUGCCCAGUAUGAAUGCUGCUGUGUCCAAGACUGUGGCCGUGGCUUCUGGGGCUGCCAGCACGCCCAUCAGCAUCGGGACGGGAGCCUCUGCAGUGCGGCAGGUCCCUGUCAGCACCACGGUGGUUUCCACAUCCCAGGCUGGGAAGCUGCCCACGAGGAUCACGGUUCCACUGUCUGUUAUUAGCCAGCCUAUGAAGGGCAAAAGUGUGGUCACGGCCCCCAUCAUCAAAGGCAACCUUGGAGCCAACCUCAGUGGGUUGGGCCGCAAUAUCAUCCUCACCACCAUGCCGGCGGGUACUAAGCUCAUUGCUGGCAAUAAGCCUGUGAGUUUCCUCACUGCACAGCAGUUGCAGCAGCUUCAGCAACAAGGUCAGGCCACACAGGUGCGCAUCCAGACUGUCCCCGCAUCCCAUCUUCAACAGGGAACAGCUUCUGGUUCCUCCAAAGCAGUCUCCACUGUCGUCGUGACCACAGCUCCAUCUCCUAAACAGGCACCUGAACAGCAGUGAUUCGGGGAGAGAGAGAUGGUGUCCGUGCACGCACUCACGCAAGCCCGCCCGGUUUGCCCUCCUGGCUGAGACGAGGGGAGCUGGGAGGCGGCGGCGUUCUUCUCAGCUUGUCUGGUUGGGGAAGGCCGGCAGUGGCGUGACGGCAUCCGUGGCCUGGAAUCUGCUGCCAUACUCCACGGUGGAGCACUCCGAGAAAAGUCCCCGCCAGACUUCCCGGCGCUGUGCGGUUGCGAUCGGGAGAAGCUCCUCUGCAGGGUGGCGUGAGGUCAUUGUUGUGCCACACGAGCCCCAGUUCUCUUCCUAAGAGCCAGACACCAGGGGCAGGUUCAUAGCCACAGAGUGUGCAGACCGUCAGGAAGCCAUGUUCUCUGUGGGGAUUGGAUUUUCUAGCUUCUGCUCUUCUCUGUGACUAGU